AUGCACGACCACUUCCUGAAGCUCAGCUCCACCUUGCUCUCGCUCAGACACUACCCAGACAGGACUGCACAGUGUCUGGAUAUGAAUGAGUUCUACCUGGAUCUGAUACCACAGAAGGAGACAUGCAGAGUGGUGCUGCUCAGUGGGGGCUCAGGCUAGGGGGGUAGAGAGGAUACUACAGCCAGGGUCCUCAUCAGAGCCAAGGGUGGCUGGAGAUGUGCCUGUGUGAAAUCAUCCAAUGACUGGGGUGUCAUGCUGUAUCACACAGUAAGAUCUGUGCCUGGGCGGGGAGCUGUGUUUGGUGGCCGCUCCUCCCCACUUAACCCAAUCAGAACCCUCCUCAGAGUGACCGAUGAAUGUAACCUGCCUGACCCCGUUGCCCCUGACGGCCAGGCAUCAGUGAGGCUAUCCUUGAAGAGAAUGACGUGUAGUGGCAACCCGCCUCAACCAAGAUGGAGGCACACUCUGACCAUGGGUGACCUUCUCCGACCUCUCAGAGGUCAGAACUUCCUGUUCGUGUUUGGAGGCAGAGGCAGAAUUUUUGAUGCCCACUUCCUUUGUCUUGAUGGCCAGUGUUGGACUGAGAUUCCUAUAGAGGGUGAGCCUUGCUUCUCCCAUUCAGUCUGUCCAUAUGAAGGAGGGGCAGUGAUCUGUGGAGGUUUGGGUAGAGAAGGCGUUCUACUGGGGGAUACAGUCUUACUGAGGCCCACCACCACAGGCUUCUGCUGGGAGAGACUACACCUCCAACCCCCUCUAGUCUCCAGAUAUUCCCACAGUGUCCAUGUGAUUGGUGAUUGGGAUGAUGUUGGUGUGCCAGGGGUUGCUGUUACAGAUCUGACCAAAAGGGGCAGUGUGGAGCUCAGCCUGGACACUGAGUACCGUAGGCUUUGACCAUCUGCUGUACCCUGGCCUCUCAUGCUGCACUCCUUCUGCUCGGCACUCCUCGACUCUGACCAGUCGACAACGAUGGCUCUGAUUGGUGGGGAAGGAAACUGCUUCUCUGUUGUGACUCAUCACAACCCUCACCCCAUCACUGUAGACCUGAAACCUGUUCUAUAA
Messenger RNA from Oncorhynchus masou masou (cherry salmon), 1059 nucleotides. RefSeq names its product leucine carboxyl methyltransferase 2 (gene lcmt2). Gene Ontology annotation, molecular function: tRNA methyltransferase activity; protein binding. Gene Ontology annotation, biological process: wybutosine biosynthetic process; tRNA methylation. NCBI's taxonomy places the organism in Eukaryota, Metazoa, Chordata, Actinopteri, Salmoniformes, Salmonidae. The record is from RefSeq and is a predicted model, not a curated record.